GUGUGUGUGUGUUUGUUUCUAUGCAUUUAGUUUCGUUUUCUCUGUACUUUGCCUUCAGAAGUCAGUUUGUGUUUCCUCUGCCUUGCCCUUACAGGAACACAGUCCUCAAUAUCUGUGGAAACAAGCCAGCUCAGGAGCUGAGGCGGAGUGUGUUCAACUUUGACAAGAUUCAGCAGUCGGAAGACUGUCCCUGUGAGGAUCCUGUGACACAGAAACUGGGGGAAACAACAGCACCUCCAGCACCGCCUGUACCUCUGACACCCCCAGCACCUACAGUCCUUUCAGCUCCUUCAGUUUCUUCAGUUACAAACGAGUCUGCGCAGGAAGCAAAGACUGGAGGAAAGAGUUCUCCAUCAAGCAGCAUGAACAAGAGGGAGAAGAAAAUGACCAGUUCUCUUCAGCCUUCUGGGGAGAAGGUGUCAGGAAAGGAGGGGAGCCCCGUGGACAAACUAUCCAGACUCCAGCACGAGGUGUUCACGCUCACUGAGGGGCUCAAGUCACAAAAGGAGCUGGUGCAACUCCUUCACAAGGCCCUGGAGGCAGCAAAGCAGGAGAAGAGGACCAGCAAACAGUUCCUGGCAGCAGCAGGGGAGCAGGAGCGGCUGGAACUGGUGCGGCACAAAGAGAGGUGUAUCGCGGACCUGGACGGCCGCCUGGAGGCCCUGCUCAAAGACAAGGAGGAGCUGGAGCAGCGGCUGGCCAUGCAGGACUGCCAAGUGAAUGAGCUGCAGCAGCACGUGCAGCUCAUGAUGGAGAAGAACAACGCCAAGCAGGAAGUCAUCCUCAAGCUCUCCGAGCAGGUGGCCGCCUGCAUGGCUGACCCCCAGCGUACCGUAGCCAACUCCAUGGGCACAGAGACCUUCUGCAGGCUGCAGGAGAAGAUUGAGCACCUCAAGGACGAUAUAGAGGCGCACAAGAUGCAAAACAAGUUCCUCAACUCUGAAAUCUACCAGCUUACUAAGCUGUGGAGGAACAGUUCAGAAGAGGAGAAGGGCCUCCUGAUGAAGCUUUAACCACAAAACCACAAUGAGAUCUGUGAUUUCGCCUAGAGACAUCUCUGUCUGCACUAAGAAGCCAAA
Acipenser ruthenus (sterlet) is the source of this 1079-nucleotide messenger RNA. RefSeq names its product TBC1 domain family member 2A-like. NCBI's taxonomy places the organism in Eukaryota, Metazoa, Chordata, Actinopteri, Acipenseriformes, Acipenseridae. The transcript has 5 exons. The record is from RefSeq and is a predicted model, not a curated record. Bases 21 to 1013 code for a protein of 330 amino acids.